Salvia splendens (bonfire salvia) is the source of this 408-nucleotide messenger RNA. Its product is annotated as bromodomain-containing protein 9. Bases 1 to 408 code for a protein of 135 amino acids. NCBI's taxonomy places the organism in Eukaryota, Viridiplantae, Streptophyta, Magnoliopsida, Lamiales, Lamiaceae. Gene Ontology annotation, molecular function: protein binding. The record is from RefSeq and is a predicted model, not a curated record. The transcript is spliced from 4 exons.
AUGCUGAUGGAUGGCAUGCUGCAGGGUGCUGAGAGUCCCCAAAACGAUGGCUUCGGUGAGUUUAAACGUACGCUUGAAUUUGUGCACUGCACUCUGGCUUGGCUUAUACGUGUGUUUUCGAUGGUGUCAGUGGAUUGGAGAUCUCUCAAGCAAAAUCAAGACCAUGAUCAUGAUGGCAACGGAGUAAUGCCAGCGAAGCACACACUCGAGCUUGUUCUUGAUACACUGCAGAGGAGAGAUACAUAUGAGAUAUUUGCUCAACCAGUUGAUCCUAAUCAGGUUGAGAAUUAUUACGAGAUCGUUAAAGAGCCUAUGGACUUUGGCACAAUGAGGGCUAAACUCCAUGAAGGGAUGUACCAAAAUCUUCAACAAUUCAAGGUUUGCUUCGCUUUGCUUCAUGUUUCAUGA